AUGAUCUCGAUCGCCAUCUAUAAAUACGUUAGUCUCGCCCACGACACGACAUGUCUUGCAGUGUCGUUGUUACCGUUGUUAGCUUCGCAGUUUUUGAUAUCCGCCCUGGAUUGGACAGCAGUGGCUGCAUAUGCGGAAGAACCACGUUUUUCGAAAACGAGAUGGCAUCUUUACCUCGUCGCACCGAGAAGUUCAAUGCAGAAGAAUCUGGAGGCUUUCAAUCCAGUUUGUGGCGACAAACAACUCUACGAAAUGAAUGUCCCAACUUUACAAAUGAUGAAUGAAACCUGCUUCUCAACUACCUUCAUAGGCAGGGUGCAACAUGCGCGCAAGCCUUCGUUCUGGCCCUUCGACCACCUCAUUAUCUUUGGGGUGCCUCUGUUGGACACACACAGCAAGAAUACGAGAAUCCGUCAGCAGCUUUGGAUGCCCUUGAAACAGUUAAGCGGUUCCCAUUCGGAGGACGGAGACACCAUGAAUGAUGGCAACGAAUUGAUCUCGUCUCGCAAUUGCAAAGACUCUGGUAGCGCCAAUGGAUCAACACCCUUCCUCCCACGUAGGCAAACGCGGCAACAUCGAAGAAACCCAGAGCUACGAGGUAAACUAGGGGCGAUUGAGAUCGAGAUGCUGGAUAAACGGUCUUUCUCUGACACGAAAAAGCCGAUCUGUCUAAGAGAGAAAAGGAGAAUUGACAAACCAAACGAGGUGGCGAAAUGA
This is a messenger RNA of Hymenoscyphus albidus, 717 nucleotides long. Lineage: Eukaryota; Fungi; Ascomycota; Leotiomycetes; Helotiales; Helotiaceae. The record is from the annotation of a GenBank genome assembly.